This is a messenger RNA of Toxoplasma gondii ME49, 1760 nucleotides long. Its product is annotated as rhoptry kinase family protein (incomplete catalytic triad). The coding region runs from base 1 to 1617 and encodes 538 amino acids. Gene Ontology annotation, molecular function: protein kinase activity; ATP binding. Gene Ontology annotation, biological process: protein phosphorylation. The record is from RefSeq and is a predicted model, not a curated record. Lineage: Eukaryota; Apicomplexa; Conoidasida; Eucoccidiorida; Sarcocystidae. The transcript has a single exon.
AUGGCGACGGACGCCAGGAGACUAGCCACCGGCCUUGUCUUGUUAACGUGCCUGGUAUGGCGGGCAGGCGCAUUUCAGCCAUCGCCUCCAACCGCCAGAGCCAAUGAGCUGACGUCGGGCAUUCCCGGUGAGGCUCCGGAGAACACUGCGGAGGAGCGAGGAAUCGGAGACAUCUCAGAUUACCCUCAUUCAGUGGUCGACGAUGCGGCCGAUAUUAGCGGUGGCACAGUUCCCGAAGGGCCAGGAUCGCCUGCCAGCACAUCUGGGUCUGGGGGUGUCUUCAACAGAUUAUUUAGCAGAUUUCGUCAGGUAAGUGGAUCCACACAAGGCAGGGGAGUCGCCGACGAACCUCAGCAGGGGCCGCGACCGUCACUUCGGGAGAGACUUGCUCAGCACUUCCGCAGGCUGAGGGUCUUGUUUGGGCGCCUUAUGCCGAGGUGGGGCUUUGGAUUCGGUCGCCAUGUAGGCAGGUGGUGGCCAAGGAGGUGGCCGGACCCGCUGUUUCCUUGUAUGGAACCGGGGGAUGAGUUCAUUCGCUACCUGGUUAGAGCGAAGAAAGACCGGAUUGGUUUCUACCGCCGGGGAAUGGUGGAAGGAUACGAGGUGGAGGUUAAAGCUGUGACGGCAGCUAUUUGGCCCCAGAAUACUGCCAGAGAAGUGGCGUCGCUGUUGGACAGAAGAAAAAGGACACUGAGAGUGGUUGGGGCUUUUGGACGAAGUGUUCGAUCUGUCUUGUAUCUGGCGCAAGAUGUGGAGACUCAAGAGCAUAUAGCUGCAGAGGUCUUCACUCUGACCGGCGAGAGUCGAGGGUUGGACCUUCAGCGUGUGCAUGACAACUUGUUUCUCUCAGCGGCGUUUCUUGCUGAGAGCCCUGUGCUGUCAAGGGACAGGAGGCGUCUUUUGCUUCCCUACGAUGCUGUGACAGUUCCGUCUCAACCCCCCUUCGAGGAACUGAAUCCAGGACAGAGCAACUAUCCAGUAGCGAACUAUUUCCUCCUCAUGCCCCCGCCAAUGAUGAGCCUUGAGACGCUCCAUAGAAUAGUCGAUCACGAAGAAUUCCUCACGGGCGACAUCGGCCGAGUAGUACGUAUGGUCUUGACUGCGGAACUCAUAAGAAUUGCAGCAAACAUUCAGAUCCGCGGACUUGUGCACGGACGUAUCACAUCAGAAACCCUUUUCAUUAUGCCUGAUGGCCGCCUGAUGCUGGGGGAUGUAUCCGCGUUGAGGAAGGUCGGAACCCGAGGACCGGUGUCGAGUGUUCCAGUCACCUAUGCCCCACGAGAGUUCUUGUCGAACACAGAGACGGCGGCAUUUACACACGCACUCGAUGCGUGGCAAUUAGGCCUCGUUAUACAUCGAAUUUGGUGCCUCAUCUUGCCUUUCGGACUGGUGACACCUCGAAUGAAGAGAUCAGGGAGGAGGCCAAGCAUGCGUGUUCCAGGACUAGACGUUCUGUCAGUCGAAGCGUGCACGCCAAUGCCCGACGCUGUAGAGAUGCUAGUGAGGCACUUUCUCAAUUUCAACACUCGAAAACGCCUGCUUCCCCUGACAGCCAUGGGGACGCCUGAAUUCCGCCAGCUACAGCUCGACAUAUCCACCAGCCUGUCAUCAAAAUAACUUCCCACUGCACCCUCAGUUGCCCGAGAAGACGGUCCCAGUAACGGCGACACCUCGUGUGACAAAUUUGUACAUGGUAAAGCAGCUGCACGAACAGUGGACCCUGGACGAUAGAACGAGAGAAAACGAUGAAUAUCUGUCUG